Messenger RNA from Guillardia theta CCMP2712, 804 nucleotides. RefSeq lists its product as hypothetical. The transcript has 11 exons. Gene Ontology annotation, molecular function: S-adenosyl-L-methionine transmembrane transporter activity. Gene Ontology annotation, cellular component: mitochondrial inner membrane. The record is from RefSeq and is a predicted model, not a curated record. NCBI's taxonomy places the organism in Eukaryota, Cryptophyceae, Pyrenomonadales, Geminigeraceae. Bases 1 to 804 code for a protein of 267 amino acids.
AUGAGUGAGAAGGAUCCAUCCUUCAGGGUUGCCCUGGUUGCCGGUGGAUGUGCUGGUACAUCGGUGGAUGUUGCACUAUUUCCCAUUGACACGCUGAAGACAAGAAUGCAAUCACCUCAGGGCUUCUACAAAGCUGGUGGAUUCAAGGGUGUCUACAAUGGAAUGUUCGCGGCAGCUGCUGGAUCUGCACCUGGUGCAGCUUUAUUCUUUUCUACCUAUGAAACUGUUAAGGUGCCAGACUCCAUUCAGAACGAAUCAUGUUACAUGGCGUCUUCCUCUUGCGGGGAGGUCGCGGCGUGCUGGAUACGCGUGCCGACUGAAAAUGUAAAGCAAAAAAUGCAGGCUGGUAUGUAUCCAUCAACGAGGAUUGCGAUCAAAGGCAUAUUCGAACAAAGAGGUUAUCGAGGUUUUUAUGUUGGAUAUUUUGCCUGCGUCCUCCGAGAAAUACCAUUUUCAUUCAUUCAAUUUCCAGUCUACGAGACUUUGAAGAAGAGGUGGUCGGAAUGGCAGGGUCGAGAUGUGACACCGAUACAGUCAGCUUUGUGCGGAUCCAUUGGUGGAGGGUUUUCGGCAGCAACUACAACCCCCUUUGACGUGGUCAAGACGCGUCUGAUGCUCGGAAGAGACAGAGAAGGAACACAGUACAAUGGAAUGCUCAAUGCUAUAUUCAGAAUAUACGCUGAGGGAGGGGUGAAGAAGUUUUUCACUGGCAUUGUUCCAAGAACUGUGUGGAUUGGAUUGGGAGGAUGUGUCUUCUUUGGAUCAUAUGAAAGUGUCAAAGAGCUACUUCUGGACAUGAUGUGA